AUGCCCCUCCCGCUGCGUCUGCGGCACAUUCCGUUACCAUGCUCGCCAAUCAAGAACACUCCAAUGCAGAUGGCAUGCUGGCUGCAAUCGCGGAUUCAGCAAGCCAUGAUUGACAACAGACUCGAGAUUCACCUGGCUAGGCCAAUCCCCAAGAAGAAAUCUACCGAAAACCAAAAGCGUCAAUGGGUCAAGGAACUUCUUAAACUCAAUGUCCCACACAACUCGUCCCCGGUACAUUUUGAGCACCUACUAAACCAUAUCGGUCCACCACCGACUGUCCUUUCUUUCGUGCCGCAACCUACAUUUGAUAUACCAGGGUUGGCUGUGGGUGACAAACGUGGUCAGAAAGCAAAACAUCUUGCUACUCCAUUGCCCAACCAGAUUUAUUCUCCUCAUGUCACUCACAGUGCUCGUUUACUCGGCAUGAAGCUUCCACAUUUCUUCACGUUGGAUCAAGUACGGAAAGUGAUAGAUGCCUUGCUGGACACCUGCGACAUGUGGACGAGGGCAGGAGAAAAAUCGUGGUCCAUGACACCUAGGAAAUCGGAGGAGCUCACUGAAUUUCUACGAGAAUUAAACCACUUCACGAGGAGCAUGCAAAAGGUCAUGGAUGAGGCAGACGCAACCAGCUUGCCUCUGGUGACGGACCUAGCGGCAAAAUCUAGAUUGCAGCCCAUGGACACGAAUCCUGCUUUUUUCGGUGGAACGUUGAUGCUCUGGCCUAUCAUGGACCUCAAAGAUGAUCUGCAGCUGCCUUCAGGUGCCAGUUUCGCGUCUGAACAAGGUCUACACGAUCUUUUGGCACAAGCCACCAUCAGAACCAUCAAGAAAUGUUUUAAUCGCGAUGCUUACAUCAAGCCCGGGGAGACGGGGGUUUGGUUGAAUGACAAAACUUUAUCUGUACCGCGACGCAUCGCCACCAUACGGCCCAUCCUGGGGCCCGAUUUGAUCACUUCCUUUGGUGUCGGCCUGCAGGUUGGGCCUCUCCCUAAAGAGGCAAACAAGGUAGACCAAACAAUGACAAGCCUGGCUGAACUUGGAGACAUGCCGUCUACCGCGGCCUCUCUCGCAAAACAUUGGAUGGAAGAGUUUGCUGGCUUGCUGGCGGAGAACGCCGGGAUUGCUCCCAAGAAAUUCUCACCACAGAUGAAGAAAGCUGCACGGAAGGCGAUGGCGAGAUCCCGGAUCGAGAAAGGCCCCGCUUGGACCGUAGAUCACCUUGAGGAUGCUGCAUUGGGUUGGAGAGCCCAAUCACCUUUUGAUCCUAGUUGGGAGCGACAUUUAACUGAAGGUCCCAAGUUGGUUGCCGACAGCAGUCUUUAUUCGAUGGCCUGCCUUUUCGACCAAGCUUCGAGUAAAGUCCUCUGGCUUGAAAGAAAUGUGAAUCUCAAAAAGGAUCCGUCCCAGGUCAAUGAAGUCUUGGACAUUAUGGAGAUAGCCUCGGAGGUCGCACAAGGACGCCCCUGGCUCGGCGUUGACAAGAUAAUGGAUACAUGGCGCAGUCGCCCAAUCAACAUGACCACCAUGUCGGAGCUCGACCUGCACAUGCUUGAUCAUAGAGCAGUCAUUCCUGGCAACGAAUCCUUUCCAAAGAUUAAGCCCAUUCCCGCGAAAGAACUCAUCACCGAAUCCGAAUUGAUCUGGCCAGAUCUGACUGUAUCCAAGGUUGACCGGAUAUUCCCAAAGCCCACCUACGAUCCCGAAUUGGUAGCCCCUUAUAAACACUACUGCGCCUGGGUCCUCCGCAUACUACGCGAGAGCUCUUGUGGGCGGCAUCUAGACGCAAGGCUUACGGACCACAGCGUUCGAUACGUGACGGGCGAGAUGUUGGCCCAGUCUGCUGUCACACUCGCCGUUCUAAAGGGAGCAAGCUCCAGCAUUGCCACGUCCAUCAAGUACGGACUCAACUACAUGCAGUGUGCAGCCCUUUACCGACGAGCCCUCACAACCCCCCAGGAACAACCAGACGAUAAUGCAUUCCCAUCCCGGCUGUCCCACCUGGAGGCUCGGCUAGUAUUUCCCCAGAAUCGUAUCCUCGCCAGACGCGGGGAGAAACUUUUGAACCCCGUGAAAGCUUUUAGUAGUGGCUACUUUGGUGGCCUUUUACCACCGGAGGAUUUCGACGAGACUUUGAAGAGGUUGGAGAGAUUCCCUGGAGACAGGGCAUUCAGCAAAAAAGCGAUGAGGGUGAUCAAGGGUCGGUAUGGCAAAAAUGUGCUCCGUGCGACGGGGCUGCAGAAGGCGCCUCCGAACUGGCGGGUAAUAGAAGAUUUCUUGGGACGGUUUUGA
Messenger RNA from Pyricularia grisea, 2289 nucleotides. RefSeq lists its product as uncharacterized. NCBI's taxonomy places the organism in Eukaryota, Fungi, Ascomycota, Sordariomycetes, Magnaporthales, Pyriculariaceae. The coding region runs from base 1 to 2289 and encodes 762 amino acids. The record is from RefSeq and is a predicted model, not a curated record. The transcript has a single exon.